Messenger RNA from Carassius gibelio (silver crucian carp), 781 nucleotides. It is a transcript of the gene cldnd, whose product is annotated as claudin d. The record is from RefSeq and is a predicted model, not a curated record. The transcript has a single exon. NCBI's taxonomy places the organism in Eukaryota, Metazoa, Chordata, Actinopteri, Cypriniformes, Cyprinidae. Gene Ontology annotation, biological process: bicellular tight junction assembly; cell adhesion. Gene Ontology annotation, molecular function: structural molecule activity. Gene Ontology annotation, cellular component: bicellular tight junction; plasma membrane. The coding region runs from base 45 to 671 and encodes 208 amino acids.
UUAGUUUGUUAGAGUCUGUUAUUUUGCACACUAAGAAAAACAUAAUGGCAUCUGCUGGACUUCAGAUGUUGGCCACUGUUCUCGCGGUCCUCGGCUGGUUGGGAGACAUCAUUAUCUGCGCGCUCCCCAUGUGGAAGGUGACGGCGUUUAUUGGCACCAACAUCGUGACCGCGCAGACCUUCUGGGAAGGCCUCUGGAUGAACUGCGUGCAGCAGAGCACGGGCCAGAUGCAGUGCAAGGUCUACGACUCCAUGCUGGCACUGCCACAAGAUCUCCAGGCAGCUCGAGCGCUUGUAAUCAUCUCAAUCCUCGUGACCUUCUUGGGACUUUUCCUGGCCGUCGCUGGAGGCAAGUGCACCAACUGCAUUGAAGAACGGGACGCAAAGGCUAAAGUGGGGGUCGCGGCCGGCGUCUUCUUCCUGGUGGGUGGCGUUCUGUGCCUGAUCCCGGUCUGCUGGUGCGCGAACACCGUCAUCAGGGACUUCUACAACCCCAUUCUGUCUGAGGCUCAGAAGCGCGAGCUGGGGGCGUCUCUGUUCAUCGGCUGGGGCGCGUCUGGUCUGCAGCUCAUCGGCGGGGCGCUUCUCUGUUGUCAGUGCCCAAAGAGCGACGGUCGUGGUUAUUCCGUGAAGUACUCGGCUCCGAAGUCCGCUCCAGGAGCCUAUGUAUGAGACCCAGUCUGGACCCAAACUAAUUCUCCUGUUUAUGAAGGAAGAGCUAUGAAUUUUAAUCUCUGGUCCUGAGUGACCAUUUUAACAUUAAUAAAUCCACUUUUGUGUAA